AUGGAUUCUGCGACAUGGCUCUCCUUCAUGCAAUCACUGGAGACGAUCUUCGCCGACAUCAUUGCCGAUAACACCAAGAAACACGAGUUACCGUCUCUACUACAGCCCCAGAUUUUGACUUGGGUAUCACAACUAAUAAAGUUCGGGCCCACCUUAACGAAGCUCGAAGAAGUAUCCGACAAUAUGCGCGAGGUCAUUGAGUAUUUAUCUGAACUACUGGACGCGCCAUAUGAGGCUAUAGAAGCUUGCAACGAGAUUUGGGAUGCGAGAUGUGGAUUUCUGGACAUACCUGGUCUUCCUACUCACGAGCAAGCUGGUCUUUCCCGGAUCGUCUCGAGAGAUGUUGUCUACUACGACGGCGCGUCCAAACAGUACAAGAUCAUGACGCAACCAGACUCAUUGACGCCAAAGAAGAGGAAACCCCUUCAAACAAUUGCCAAGCGAAGAUACGACAUCCCACUAGCUGUGGCUGAGGUCAUGGUUGCUGGUUGGAUCCAAGACGACGACGUAGCACUAGAGACGAAAACGGUUAUCGAACGCCUCGCUCAGCUACUCGACUUAAAAGUAUACAAGCAAAAUAUCCCUAAGAGCGAGCUCUCCAAAGCAACAGAAUUCUGGGAUGGCAUUGAAGCAGAGAUCAUGCAAGAAGCCGAACGCCUCGAAGGGCUAAAGCGAACACUGAAAGCGAAAGACCCCUUGCAGACAGCCUUGCUGAUCGAGGAGUACAAUAUACCCGAUAGCAAUCUGCUGGAGGAUGAAAUACAAGAACUGCCUCCCGGCAUCAUCGAUCUAGUUGAACUACUCGAUGAUGACGAGAUUGAGAUGAGCUUCACACUCGCUUCCUACACUGAACUACAACGAAGCGCAAUGGGCGUACCGAGCACAGCGAACAACCUUCUCUUACGGCUAACCAUCGAUCGGUACGCCCUCCCCCUCGACGUCCGCAUCCCCGAAAUCCGCACCGACAUCUUCGCCGUCGAUAUGCUUCUCAGUUCCGUUUACAGCGCCGCCAUGGCCAACAAAGCCGAGCUCCUCCCCAAUUGUCCCAUCCACCCCAUCAGCACCGUCAAAACCAUCCUUGAUAGUCUCCCCAAACUGUCUGUCAUCCGCGACGCAGUCCAAAUCUCCACCGUCCUAUCCAGAUACCACUCCGACGCUGAGAAGCUCAUCUCAUGGGCAUUUUGUCCUGGCGAAUGCGAGUCCGGCGCUGGAAACGGCGUAUAUGGCAAAGUUUCCGAGGCCUUCUACGCAGACUACAGUACUAUUCCACGGUACAUCACUAGACCGCCUCCCAGCAAUCCUCGCUAA
Molecule: messenger RNA, 1308 nt
Organism: Alternaria incomplexa
Lineage: Eukaryota; Fungi; Ascomycota; Dothideomycetes; Pleosporales; Pleosporaceae
Exons: 4
Coding region: 1-1308 (435 amino acids)
Source: RefSeq, a predicted model, not a curated record